Messenger RNA from Hyalella azteca, 2953 nucleotides. RefSeq names its product zinc finger X-chromosomal protein-like. Gene Ontology annotation, biological process: regulation of gene expression. The transcript is spliced from 5 exons. Lineage: Eukaryota; Metazoa; Arthropoda; Malacostraca; Amphipoda; Hyalellidae. The record is from RefSeq and is a predicted model, not a curated record. The coding region runs from base 100 to 1143 and encodes 347 amino acids. Gene Ontology annotation, cellular component: nucleus.
AUACUCUUCCUACUUGGUUUAAGUUGGUUAUCGCUGGAUAUUUUAUUACUUCCAGGGUGUCUCAGGAAACCUUAAACUUAUAUACCCCACAUUAAUCUCAUGGCGUACAGUAUAAAAGAGUGCAGAGUUGUUCUGCACCAGCUCUCAGAUGCUGCAGUCAGGAGUGGCUGCUGCCCUGAGCAGAGCCUCAUUCAAGCAGCAACUGACGUGUGCAAACUCGAGCCUGAAGUAAUGGAGGGCAGCAGCUCAUCUCCACCCUCUGACAUGACAGUUUACAUCAAAGAGGAGCCUGAAGAUGAAGGAGAGGACAUAACUGUGAAGGAAGAACCACUUUGCAGUGAAGAAUAUGAGCAAACUCCACUUCCCUCAUCUUGCAAGCCAUGCAAGAAAGAGUUUCAAGUUGAGGCUCAUGAGGCCUGCACCAGCACCUCACAGUACACUGCUGCCGUGCCUCAUAUGCAGGAUAGCCCAUGCAAUGCCCAGGGCAACAUUGGGCAGGAUGAAUGGAUGAGUGUUUAUCCUGAAACCAAGGGAAAAGAGAUGUCUGCUUCUGAGAAAAACAUUUAUUUGGGACCCAAUAGUGCAGGUGCAGUCCAAGAAGUUCUUUUUGAUCAGCCUGCAUCUGAGUUCAAGUCUUUGGAACACAACUUGACCAACAAUGACCAUGCAAGAUUAACAAAGAAAUUGCACAAAGUUUCCUCAUCCACUGAUUCAUUACAUUCCAAAGUUCUUUCAAAUGCCCAUCAAAUCGAUGAACAUAAUUUUGAAACUAAAUUAAAAUGUGGAUUAUGCGACUAUGUUGCAUCUGUAAAAAAAUAUCUCCAAAGGCAUUUGUUUUCUAAACAUGGUUUGGGGGAAGGAUUCAAAUGCAAGUUGUGUGAUUAUGAAACUGGCCUGCAAGAACUUCUCAAAAAACACUUGUUUUCUAAACAUGGCUUGGGGGAAGGAUUCAAAUGCAAGUUGUGUGAUUAUGAAACUGGCAGACAAGAACAUCUCAAAAAACACAUUUUUUCUAAACAUAGCUUGGGGGAAGGAUUCAAAUGCAAGUUGUGUGAUUAUGAAACUGGCAGACAAGAACGUCUCAAAAAACACAUGUUUUCUAAACAUGGUUUAGGGGGCAAGAUUCAAAUGCAAGUUGCGUGAUUAUGCUACUAAUUGAAAAGUUCUUCUCAGCAAGCACCAUUCUUCAAAGCAUGGUUUGGGAGUCUCGAAAUGCAAGUUAUGUGAUUAUUCUAAACGUGAUGAAUGUCAUUUAAAUGAGCACGUGUUUUCUAAGCACGGGUUGGGUAAAGGUUUUCAAUGCAAGCAGUGUGAUUAUGUCAACUGUAGUAAAGAUGCUUUUGGUAGCCACAUGUUUUCUAAACCUGGAUUAGGGAAAGGAUUUCCAUGUGAGUUUAGUGAUUAUGUUGCUGGUAAGAAAUGGUCUCUAACAAGGCACCUGAAAUCCAAUCAUGUUCUGGAUUAUGAAAAAUCCAUUAGUACAAGUAGUGCUACUAUGUUUGCUGACAAUCCAAACUAAAUUUUGUUGAGGGUGUUUGGUGAUAAAAUUCGGUUGUUUGUAUAGGUUGCAGCGGGUAAAUGUCAGAUGAAAUGUGUGCAGAUUUAUGGCAGUUGUUUUGUGGAAGUAGUAUAUAUUGUGUUUGGUUAUUAUGCCACAAUCAAAUUUGAAUGAGACUCCCUAACCAUGCACCUUCCAUGUCAAGGAUUCAACGAGGUUUUGAUGCUGUGUAAUCUGGCCUGUCUUCUCAUUUGGGGCUCCGACUGCAUAUAAACUUCAUCUGAUUGGUAAUGCUGUUAGUUAUGCAUAUGAAUUUUAUUGCUCAUAUAGUUGACCAAUUAUUAGGUAUUUUAGUUUGAGUGGAUAAAUGAGUGUUGGCCAAAGGGUCUUUCCAGUGAUGAGCUUGUUAGUGGCAGUGAUAGUGGCUUCAAUCUUGAGACUACUUAGUUCAAUUUGCUAGAUUGAAAAUAACGUUCACGAGCUCGUAUAUAAGGUAGGUUUGUGAAAUCUCUCUAUAUGUUUAUUUCUAGCUUGCAUAUUUGAAUUGUAACAUUAAUCACCACAUCCUAAGAUUUAGACAGCAUUUACUUUAGGAGUCGAUUUUUUCUUAACUGAACAAUGGAGGGCUAUAUAAGAUUUUUUGUACUAAUAACUCUUCAAGGUCUGAGAGCUGGUGUUAGUCAUCUCUAUUGACAACAGAUUGGGCAUCAACCUAUGUGUGUAAGGGUGGAGGAGUUCACUAAAACCUAUUGAAAGGAGAAGUCAAUUUACUUUAUAUAUUACUUUUCAUUAUUUUCCUGACAGGAUAAGUUUAUUCAAAGCUUUUAAGGCUGUGCUUAUUUUCUUAUAUUGUAUCCAUGAACCCAACAUGUUUGACCAGGAAGCUCUAAUGACAGUUUGUACUGCUCGGUAGCUUUGCUGAUCUUCCUUGAGCAAUGCUAUAUGUAUUUCUCAAUAAUUGUAUUACAUUUUAUGACAGUUAUGCAGCUGCAUUGAUUGCUAUCAGCAGAUUGUAUUUUUUUACAUCUGUGAAGAUGCCACAUAGAGUAACACUCAACAGUCACGUGAAUGAAUGUGAGGGAAUGUCAUCUUAAAUGUAGAUAGAUAAGAUAAUAUAAUAUAGAUAACCACUCUUCUCCACGUGCUGGCUUGUCUUAGCAAAUGGCAAGCACUUCAUUGGUCCAACUUCUACAAGUUCUUUCCUAAUGCUAACAUUUUUUGUUGAAUAUAAUUAGCAGUGCCUGCAGUAAUGCUCCUGCAAAAUAUGAGCUUUGGCUUUGAAAUCACAAAAUUUACUAUCAUUUCAUUUUGGAUGUUGGCUCAUGCAUCACAUUACCUAUUGGAAUCUUGAAUAUGAUUGAUCUUGAGUUAUUAUUAAUAUGAAUGUUGUAAGUUGUUACUUAUAUUGUUUCAUAGAGAAUAAUGCUAUUAAAAUGUACUAUAAAUAUUGUUAAA